Molecule: messenger RNA, 1279 nt
Organism: Telopea speciosissima
Lineage: Eukaryota; Viridiplantae; Streptophyta; Magnoliopsida; Proteales; Proteaceae
Product: zinc finger CCCH domain-containing protein 14-like
Exons: 3
Coding region: 193-1098 (301 amino acids)
Molecular function (GO): mRNA binding; metal ion binding
Source: RefSeq, a predicted model, not a curated record
UUCCUCUUCUUUCGAGUUGAGCGCCCCCCCCCCCCGCCCUAUCGUUUCCUCUCCUGCAAACCCUAGGGUUUUUCCUUUACGGCACAGGGUUCUUACUCUCUAGGGUUUAGCUUUCUUUUUUCCUUUUAGUGGUUUAAGUUCUUUUGCACUCCUCCUAUUAUUUCUUUGGAUCUCUAUCUGUGCUGGUAGAUAAUGGAUUUUGGACAUGCUCGUAAGAGGGGGAGGCCGGACUUUGCAUUGAAUGGCAAUGGAGGACCUAAAAGAUCCAAGCAAGAAAUGGAGUCAACUGGUAUAGGAAGCAAAUCGAAGCCAUGCACCAAGUUUUUCAGUACUGCUGGAUGCCCGUUUGGCGAAGGCUGCCACUUCUUGCACUAUGUUCCAGGUGGGAUCAAUGCUGUUGCUCAGAUGACCAACUUGGGUGGCAACCCAACUCUACCUCCUACCUCUAGAAACCCAGUGGGCCCACCGCCAAUGCCUGAUGGUAAUUCACCAUCUACGAAGUCUCGUAUGUGCAACAAGUUCAACACUGCAGAAGGUUGCAAGUUUGGUGACAAAUGUCAUUUUGCCCAUGGUGAGAGGGAGCUCGGAAAACCAAUUGCACAUUCACAUGAAGACCCCCGAAUGAUGGGAGGACCGAUGGGAGGCCGGAUGGGGGGACGGAUGGAGCCGCCCCCACCUGGUCUUUCUGCUGCAGCAAGCUUUGGUGCAUCUGCAACUGCCAAGAUCAGCGUUGAUGCAUCCCUAGCAGGAGCAAUAAUUGGGAAGGGUGGUGUGAACUCGAAGCAGAUCUGUCGCCUUACUGGUGCCAAGCUCUCUAUUAGGGAGCAUGAAUCAGACCCUAACUUGAGAAAUAUUGAGCUUGAGGGAACCUUUGAUCAGAUCAAGCAAGCCAGUGCUAUGGUAAGGGAGUUGAUUGUGAACAUCGGUUCAACAGGAGGUGGUGGUCCCAUGAAGCCCACUGGAGCUGCGGCACUUACCCCUGCAGCAAACAAUUUCAAAACAAAGAUGUGUGAGAACUUUGCAAAGGGAUCAUGCACAUUUGGUGACCGUUGUCACUUUGCUCAUGGAGCAAAUGAGCUUCGUAAACCAGCGGUGUGAGUGCUGUCCUUGUUGUUCACUCUUUUCUAUUUCCCUACAAAGACAAUUUCUUCAGAUCUGUCUUGUAGAUCUGAGAGGCCGGUUUUCGUACUGGUGGUGAUGGUGGACCAACUUUUGAGGGAAGGAAAAUUUGACAACAUUAACGGUAGUUUUCUAGCCUUUUAGGUUUUGUUUCUUUUCA